This is a messenger RNA of Cyprinus carpio (common carp), 1093 nucleotides long. Its product is annotated as ETS domain-containing transcription factor ERF-like. Gene Ontology annotation, molecular function: sequence-specific DNA binding; DNA-binding transcription factor activity, RNA polymerase II-specific. Lineage: Eukaryota; Metazoa; Chordata; Actinopteri; Cypriniformes; Cyprinidae. Gene Ontology annotation, biological process: cell differentiation; regulation of transcription by RNA polymerase II. The record is from RefSeq and is a predicted model, not a curated record. Gene Ontology annotation, cellular component: nucleus.
UUGGUUAUUAUUAUUGGUAUCUACUUUGAAGGCAUAAACUGCUUCAUAUUUAACGAAGCAUAUGCAAAACGCUUAAACCAGAAGCAAGCGACAAGACCCGGUUAACAGAAUACUGAAGUCUGUUGCGCAUAACCUCUAUUAAUCCGUUACAGACAUGACAGUAAAUGCUUAUUAACAUAAUGUCUUUUGAAAUUAUAUUUGUCAAAUUACAGCCUACUUUGAAACUUAAAUAAAUAUCAUUAACGUUAUUUGUGAACAGUAGACUAUUAUAGAAUAGACUACAGUUCUGAAUUGUUUAUUUUGGCUGGCUAAGUGCAAGAGCGCAAACAUCCUUGCACAUGGUGUAUAUAUACAGCUCGAAACCUUAACUUGGCUGAAAGCUUUCAUGUCUCAUUCCCGUCAGUAGUUUUGACUGAAUUGUUUCUAUAUUUAUAAGCAGCGCUAUAAGUUUGGGUUCUUCUUUCCCUCAGCAGUGCUGUUCCCUGAUUGGGCGUAUAAACCAGCGUGGUCUCCAGGCUCGCGGCAGGUGCAGUUAUGGCACUUCCUGUUAGAGCUGUUGGGGCGUGGCGAAGGCGGAGCGAUCACGUGGGGCAGCGAAUGGGGAGAGUUUGUGAUCAAAGACCCAGAGAGAUUGGCUAAACUGUGGGGGGAAAGGAAGGGCAAGCCGCACAUGAAUUACGACAAACUCAGCAGAGCUUUAAGGUAUUAUUAUAAUAAGCGAAUUUUGCACAAGACCAAAGGGAAACGUUUUACCUACAAGUUUAACUUCAACAAACUAAUCUUAGUGAAUUACCCCAGUCUUCCAACCUGCCCACAGAAUACAACAUCUGUCCCUUUCUCUGUCUUUCCUUCUCAGCUUUCCUUCUACAACCCAUCUAUUGACAGAGCUGUGCAGUCAAUUUCUCAUCCCCUUUUAAUACCCUACAGCUUCCCCAAACCCCUCCCCUUUCCCCAGACACAUCCAAUUCAAAGGCAGUUUCCCAUCUUUUCUGGCCCUCCUCCCUCAGGAACUAACCUAUCAGAGCUCUCCUGCCUGUCACCAGUCAACCCCGCCCUUCAGUUCAUGCAAACUUUAAUUUGGACUGUCAAGUGA